UGGGGUACUUGGACGAUGCAGGAAGCCUGCUAAAACCUUUAUGCCUGACUUGGCAUGGCGAUAUGAAGGCCGGAAGGCACGAGUCAUGGAAGACUCCGCUUACGUAACUACCCCACAAAUGCCUUCCCCGGACGAAGCUAGAGGGACGACAACACGUCUUCGGAUGCCUUCACUAUCUAUCAACAACAUCACUGUUAACGAUGGCGGACAGUCUGACUCCGCACGUACCGGCAGACGAGGAUCGUCAACUUUCCACAGGCUUCAAUGAGCCCGAGAAGACCAGCUCUUACGUCUGCAAUAUCUGUAACCAGACAUACACUCGAGUAGACCAUCUUAGCCGGCAUUACCGUUCGCAUACUCGAGAGAAGCCAUUCUCCUGUCCCCAAUGUGGGAAGAACUUUGGUAGAACCGACCUACUAAAACGCCAUACGGAAAGCCACACUAGUACGAAAAACCCAAGAAGACAGCAGCUGUCACAGACGCAGAGAGUUGCACAAGCUUGCUCAGCAUGUGCUUCAGCGAAACUGAGGUGUGGCAAUGAUAAACCCUGUCGCCGAUGUCAGCAGAAGGGAAUUCCUUGUACCGCUCCAUCGUCUCAUGGGAAAGGCGGGAAUGCUGCCCGAAGGACGCAAUUUACGCAAUUUGCAGAAAACAUGGAGCCGGACAUGCUGCAGAAUCUCGAUAUUCAAAUGAUAUCCGGUCAGAACGGAGCAGAGCAAUACACAGAGUCACAACAGCAGAAUUUUUCCAUGGUUUCUAGGACCACCGAUUUCUCUUCAACACCAAGUUCCCUAACUGAGUCAGCUGAAGAUCUAUCUCACUCGAAUUUUGCCAUGUCAAAUGAAACUCCCAUGUUAGACAUCGACGACUCGUCCCUGGCAGAGUUUCUCCAGGAUAUCAUGACGAGAGGAUCACCGAAUUAUUUGAAAGAUAAUCCUUCAGUGGACCUUGUCCCCCAAGAUAGCUCAUGGGAUGUGCUCAAUUUUGGCAUCGACUCCAGUCUGGACUUCAACGAUAUGGAUCUCGGUUGGAUGACCUCACACAAUCAAACAUCAAUGUUCAAUUACAACAUGUUCACUGAUUACAACGACCAGCCGCUCGACCAUGGCCAGCAGACACCAGAUGUACAACCUAGCAUCAGCCUGGGUACUGAGGCAUUCCGAAAGUCCUUGUGGAAUUGGCUACCCGGACAGCUCGAGCAUGCGUUUAUGGAAGUUUCAAAUCUGUCCCUGUCUCACAAAGAUAUGGAAGGUCUAGAGAGCCGCGGCUCCCCGGAUAUAAUCGACCAUCAACUAGAACAAUCCGCCCGGGAUGACAUCCUAGCCAUGGUGCUAAACAUGAACAGCCAACAAAGUGGGAUUUCUCGAGUGAUCACAUCUUUCCCCUCAACUCAGUUGCUAAAUAAACUCAUGCAUCUCUUUUUGAGGUCGGAGGUAGCGAAAACGGAUUCCUGGAUCCAUCUACCCACAUUUCGCCCGCGGGUACAGAGGCCAGAGUUCAACGGGAUUGUCAUCGCAUCUGGGGCCAUCCUGUCCCCGGUGCCAACAGUGAGGAAACUCGGCUUUGCGAUACAAGAAACAGUCCGAUUAGCAUUGCCUGCUAUUAUUGAGAAGGAUAACAGCAGAUCCCGAGAGCUACAGCUUCUCCAAACCUACGCUUUGGAGUUACAUAUUGGGCUUUGGAGCGGUAACAAGAGGAAGAUGGAGAUUGCGGAAGCACAUGCACAGCCUUUAAUCACUAUGUUGAGGCGGGCUGGCCAUUAUCGGCGAACUAAACCCCAACCUGCCGCUCCAGAAGCAGGAGAUGAUAAUACAACACUUGAAGGCAAAUGGCGAGCUUGGGUGGAGUUCGAAUCUUUCAAAAGACUAGCUUUCCACACCUUACUCCAUGACGCACAAACUUCCAUAUCACUCUUGGUCCGGCCCCUCAUCUCAUACACCGAAGUCUCGCUCGAACUGCCCUGCGCCCCAUCGCUCUGGCGUGCCAAAACAGCUCAAGCUUGGCGGACAGCUUAUUUGCAAACCCCUGAUCACUCCAACCGCCUCCCUUCCCUAAUGAACUGUAUUCACGAUAUCCAUCCCCUCACAAAGCACCAAAAUGUAAUCGACGUCCAAUACAGUAGCUCUAUAAUUCUGCACGCAAUCUGGUCUCUCAUUGCCGAAUAUCGGAGCCUAGAAUUUGUGCUGAAAUUGCAAACACAAGAACGACACUGGAAUGGAGGCCUGAUCUCCUCAAGCUGGCACCAAGAACUAAGUCAGCUGCUCGAGCACUUCAACAUCACAGUAAACGAAUGCUCAGGCGGCAUCCGCCUCGAACAAACAAUGAUCAAGGAGCUGUUCAUGAUGAAUUUGCACGUCUCAUUUGAAGAAUUGCAGCUUUUCGCUGGAAAAGAAGGGAACGAGGAAGCGCAAAGGGUAUACCCACUCCUCAAAACAUGGUUCGAGAACAGGAAGUCGAGACAAGCGGUUUGGCAUGCUGGGCAGGUGAUCCGAGCCGCCUUGGCCUUCCCUCUUAAUCAGUUGAGAGAUUUCUAUGCCGUGGCACUGUAUCAUGCCAGCCUGGCAGUCUGGGUCUAUGGUAUGGUGUCAUUGGGUUCUUCAAGGUCGCGAACAAAGAAAAAUGAGAGUGUCAAUAUGAAUGGGGGUGCGGAAAAUGAGAUUGUCUACUUAGAUGGCGAAGAUGCCGCGGAAGCCCGACGCUUUAUCGCCAUCUCGCGGGGUGUGCCAGCUAUACACGAACUGCCUUCUCAGUCAGAUAUGACACAAGAAGACGGACUGGGAUUUGCAAGGCUGGAUAAUCCGAAAGCUGUGAUGGAGGUUGUGAUUGGGAUCUUGACCAGGAAUUGCACAGCUGGUAAUAAUGGGUUGGCACCACUGAUUGAGAACUUGGCACAGUUGGUGAGGGACUUGGGGAAUGCAGCACGGACUAUCCGGUAAAAUUACUGGAAAGAGAGAUAGAUUUUAUGUUGAACAGAAGUCUUGGGCUUUUGACCCAGUCGAAGUUAUCACAUCACAGCAGCUCUCAAAGUCUGCCUUAGCCUUUCUUGAGUAUCGACCUUCAGCC
Molecule: messenger RNA, 3063 nt
Organism: Hyaloscypha bicolor E
Lineage: Eukaryota; Fungi; Ascomycota; Leotiomycetes; Helotiales; Hyaloscyphaceae
Exons: 7
Coding region: 201-2936 (911 amino acids)
Biological process (GO): DNA-templated transcription; regulation of DNA-templated transcription
Molecular function (GO): zinc ion binding; DNA-binding transcription factor activity, RNA polymerase II-specific; DNA binding
Source: RefSeq, a predicted model, not a curated record